AUGCAAGAAGGGAAGAAGGAGAGAUAUAUUUGUUUUCUUCUCUCCUCAGAAAUUUUUCCAAGAGAUUCCAGUCUAAAAGACAAAUUCAUAAAACAUUUUACAGGGCCAGUCACAUUUUCAUCAGAAUGCAGCAAGCACUUUCAUCGACUGUAUCACAAUACAAGGGACUGCUCAACACCAGCUUAUUAUAAAAGAUGUGCAAGGUUGCUAACAAGAUUAGCAAUGAGCCCUCUGUGUACACAGUCCUAGGAUGUUUGCUAUACUUUCUACUAAGGAGAGAAUUCUGAUUUGCCAAGAAAGUGCCUUGAAAUCUUCCAGGACAGAGAAGACAUCUAUUACCUUUUUGAUUUAUGACAUUUUGUUACUAGAUGCAUUUUAUUUUCAUAUAUUUGUUGGACAUUCCAUAUUUGUGUAAAGCAUUAUUUUAUUUUAAUUUGUAAAUUUGUUGCCUAUAGU
This is a messenger RNA of Centrocercus urophasianus (Greater sage-grouse), 456 nucleotides long. RefSeq names its product ALK and LTK ligand 1 (gene ALKAL1). The record is from RefSeq and is a predicted model, not a curated record. NCBI's taxonomy places the organism in Eukaryota, Metazoa, Chordata, Aves, Galliformes, Phasianidae. Gene Ontology annotation, biological process: positive regulation of ERK5 cascade; positive regulation of ERK1 and ERK2 cascade. The transcript has 5 exons. Gene Ontology annotation, molecular function: receptor tyrosine kinase binding; receptor signaling protein tyrosine kinase activator activity. Bases 1 to 249 code for a protein of 82 amino acids.